AUGAAGAAUAGAUGUAAAGUGCUAGAAUUAAUACAUUGUUCCAUCGGUACUGAUGAAAAGCAAUGUACAAGUACUUGGAGAGCUUAUAAGUACAGCUUGUUAGCUACAUUUACAAAUGACACUACUGAUUUCAAACAGCAGUUUGGCCUUGGAAAGAUGGAGUCGAAGGCAAUUCAUUGCUUCCUAAUACUCUUAAUAAUAUCAUCAAUUUGUGAUGCCUCAAGAUUGAGUCAAUUAAACAAGACUCCUCUCAAGUCUAUUGAGAGCAAAGAUGGUGAUGUGAUCGAUUGUGUACAUAUCUAUCAUCAACCAGCAUUUGAUCAUCCUUUACUCAAAGACCAUGUCAUUCAGAUGAGACCGAAACAUCAACCAGAAGGUCUGCUUGCUGAGAACAGACAGUUGAACCGUAGGAAAUCAAUCACUCAGUUAUGGCAAUCGAGUGGAAGCUGCCCCGAGGAAACCAUUCCCAUCAGAAGAACCAAACAGGUGGAUGCCUCAGGCGCAAGCUUUAUUCCGAGCAUUAAUCUUCAUAAUAAGGGAGCUAAUACAGAACUCAUUGGCCAAGCUCCAACCCUGCAGUUUGUUGCUGCACUUGUUGGAGAUGACCAGUAUCAUGGAGCAACAGCGAACAUAAAUGUCUGGGAACCCCAAGUUCAACAAUCUAGUGACUUUAGCUCGUCUCAACUCUCGUUUACGGCAGGUUCUGAUGUAUCAAAUUUUGACAGCAUUCAAGCGGGUUGGCACGUCCACCCAUUAUUAUAUGGAGAUAGCAGCACAAGGCUUUUCAUCGCUUACUUUACUAUCCAUAAUUCUCAAACCAUUGGAUGCUUCAACUUGCUCUGCUCAGGCUUUGUCCAAACCAGCAAUGAAAUCGCACUGGGAGCCGCCAUUUCCCCUCUCUCCACCUUCCACGGUGCCCAAUUUGGAGUCGAUGUUCUUAUAUUUAAGGAUCCAUCUCAAGAUGUUUGGUGGCUACAUUAUGAAGGCACGCCAAUUGGUUACUGGCCAAGUAAAUUGUUUGCGGACCUAGCAAACACUGCUUCAGUGAUCACAUGGGGUGGUUCUGUUUUAAGCUCAGAAUCUGAUGGGCAACAAACUACUACACAAAUGGGCAGUGGCCAUUUUCCUGAAGAAGGGUUUGGUGGGGCAAGUUAUAUGAGGGAUCUAUAUUUGGUGGAUGAAUCUUUGAAGUUAAAGCCCCUUGGUAACCCAACCACCUCCGCAAAGCAGCCAAAUUGCUAUAAUAUAACACUUGGAAGAAACGAAGGUGGGGGAGAUUUCAUUUUCUAUGGUGGACCUGGGAGAAAUCCUAAUUGCCCAUGAUCAAGUUCAAAAGA
This is a messenger RNA of Coffea arabica (coffee), 1337 nucleotides long. Its product is annotated as protein neprosin-like. The record is from RefSeq and is a predicted model, not a curated record. NCBI's taxonomy places the organism in Eukaryota, Viridiplantae, Streptophyta, Magnoliopsida, Gentianales, Rubiaceae.